Messenger RNA from Hirsutella rhossiliensis, 606 nucleotides. RefSeq names its product EF-hand domain pair domain-containing protein. The transcript is spliced from 2 exons. Gene Ontology annotation, cellular component: mitotic spindle pole body; half bridge of spindle pole body. The record is from RefSeq and is a predicted model, not a curated record. The coding region runs from base 1 to 606 and encodes 201 amino acids. Gene Ontology annotation, molecular function: calcium ion binding; microtubule binding. Gene Ontology annotation, biological process: spindle pole body duplication. NCBI's taxonomy places the organism in Eukaryota, Fungi, Ascomycota, Sordariomycetes, Hypocreales, Ophiocordycipitaceae.
AUGAACGCCCACACAACGCCGCGCCCUUUCCCCAUGCGCUCAAUCGCCGGCGCCUCUAGCCAACAGCAUCAGCAGAGACAGCCUCCGGCGCCACAAGUCUCAUCCAAUGAAGAGUACGGCGCAAUUGCCGAGGAGGACCGGGAACACAUUGACGAAGUCUUUGACUUGAUGGACAUGAAGAAGAAAGGAUGGCUCAACAGCUACGAGUUCAAGCACUCCUUGGCAGCUCUGGGGUUCGACUUGCCCAAGCCCGAAUACUUCAGAGAGCUCGAGACGUACGGCUCCGUGCCGCCCGACUGGCGUGAUCCGCACAGCUGCCCCGUCAACCGCCUACACAUAUACCUCGACCAGUUCAGGCUGUGCGCCGCAAAGCUCAUCGCAAACCGAGAUCCCCGAGAAGAGGCCACCAAGGUCUUCAACAUGUUCGACUACGACCAAGACGGCAUCAUUUCCUUCGACGACAUGCGGCAUCUGGCCCAAGACAUCAAGGAAGAUCGCGUGCUAUCCGAGGAGGAGAUUCAGGGCAUGAUAGAGCAUCUUGACCAUGACGGCAAAGGUGGCGUCAAUCUCGACGAAUUCAUCCAGAUGAUGGAGGAGGCCGGAUAA